Molecule: messenger RNA, 642 nt
Organism: Tilletiaria anomala UBC 951
Lineage: Eukaryota; Fungi; Basidiomycota; Exobasidiomycetes; Georgefischeriales; Tilletiariaceae
Exons: 1
Coding region: 161-607 (148 amino acids)
Source: RefSeq, a predicted model, not a curated record
CCCUUUCCUGUCUCGAUUUCUCCUUACAAGUUCCAGACGGCCGGCGCAAAGAGGAGCAGGACACGUGCAGUGCAGGGAUGCGAUGAUUCUUGAAAGGAGGAUGCUGAGGCAGUUUCGCUGAUGCGCUUUUAAGAAUCAUGGAAGCACUUAUUACGAGCACAUGCGGCGCACACGGUCGGCAUUUGGAGCUGGAAGAAGGCUGUAUGCCACAUUGACGGGAACUGGACGAGGCUUUCUAAAUAUGCACAGUUUAACCUCCGUCCGCACACUCGGCGUCGCGCUGCUCCCUUUCUGCGACACCUAUCCCGGCUGUGCACAUUCCAGGACGUGCCCAGUCCAUGUGCAUGCAACGCUACAUCCCUCGACUUGCACCCUUCAAUCGAACCCUGGACCGCUUGACGCUCUGACCGCGGUGAGGCUGAUAUGGGGAAGGCGGCACGCAGGCGCCAGUACUGUGUACGCCCUGCGAAUACUGGCAUAUGGCCAUGUGCAAACGACAUGCACACGACCGGACCACCUCACAGGGCUGACGAAACAACACAGGGACGAGUCGCCAUUGAUAAGUGCGGCAUUUGCAAGCUUCGUGAGCAGGGGGAAGAUGAUGUAAACUCGUCCUGGAGAUGUAUGUACCAACUAAGGCUC